GGACACGGCUUCCAUAUUGAAGAUGUCGUACAGUAAAGAUACAAUGAGUAAAUUGAAUGAAGCUCUUAUACUGCAACCACUCAAGAUAAGUGACGGUCAUAGGAAAAAACAGAUUGAAGACAAGCUCAUAGGCUUGUACAUUGAUGGACCAACAGUCAGCAGAAUACGUGAUAUAUUCAUGCAGGAGUUGAGGUCCGGUCUAAAGGGUGAAACGUCGGCAAUGCUGAUGCUAAACACUUUCAUCUCUCAACUUCCUGAUGACUCAGAAGAGGGGCAGUUUCUUGCACUUGACUUGGGAGGCACAAACUUCAGAGUUCUUCAUGUGAUGUUGGAGAAAGGGCAAAUUGUUGAUGAACAGUCGGAAAGCUACCAUAUAGAAAACGAGCUCCGAGUGGGCCGUGGAACUGACCUGUUCGACUUCAUUGCAAAAUGCAUUUCUUCAUUUCUACAGAAAUACCAGCUUACCAACAAAAAACUACCUUUAGGUUUCACCUUCUCAUUUCCCAUGAAGCAGACGAGUCUAUCGUCAGCCCAGCUGCUGAUGUGGACAUUAUCAUUCAGUGCCUCUGGUGUGGAGGGAGAGGACGUAGUGAAGCUUCUGACAGAGGCUCUUGAGAGGAACAACCUGAGCAAUGUCUCAGUGGUGGCCAUCAUUAACGACUCUACUGGAACUUUGUUACACGGAGUGCUCAAAGAUCGAAAUACAAACCUUGGUGUGAUCCUCGGAACUGGUACAAACGGUUGUUACUGGGAAAACACUGACAAUGUGCCUCAUUGGGGCUACAAAGAGCGAGGAAUUAAACAGGUAGCUGUCAACACAGAGUGGGGCUGCAUUGCUGACACAGGACUGUUAGACUUUGUCAAAACCCCUUAUGACGAACAAGUAGACCAAAAUUCUGUUGUCAAAAAUAUUUGUGUGUUUGAGAAAUUCACUGGAGGUGGAUUCUUGGGGGAGUUAGUGAGAUAUGCUUUGGUGGAUUUAGCAAACUCUGGCUUGAUAUUUGAAGGAACAAUUACCUCAAAAUUGUUGAAUGAAGACUCAUUCCCUUCAUCCUUUAUAACUGAAGUUGAAAAAGAUUCAAUGGAAAAAGUAACAACAAGAACAGAAGAAAUACUGAAGAACUAUGACCAAAGUUAUUCACAAGAUGAUGUUGCAGUUUUGAAAUAUCUCUGUGAAAUGGUUUCAAAAAGAGCUGCACUUCUGAUUUCGAUCUGUUGUGCAGAGGUUUUGAAAUACAUGAAUAAGCCCAAGAACACUGUAGCUGUGGAUGGAAGCUUUUACAAAUAUCAUCCUCGCAUCAGGCUGUGGAUGAAUGACUUUGUGUCUAUAAUGGCACCUGACCACAAGUGCAACUUCAUAGAAGCAGAUGAUGGCAGUGGCAAGGGGGCCGCAAUAGCAGCAGCAGUUGCCUUGAAACUUCAACAACACAGCAGUGAAACUGCAUGAAGAAAAAUACCGGUACCUACAAAACCUGCCGUACAGCCCGUGCCUUAUCAUUCCAAUAUGAGUAUUUAGAACUAGUGUUUAUAUUGUUUCUAUUAUUAUUAUUCUAUAUUUUUAACCAUACUUAACCGUUAAAGAUCAAGUAAAAUAUAUUGUUAAUGAUGACUUAACAUGUUGGUUUGUUACCAGGUCUCGGACAAUAUUGAUUACAUCUAUUUGUUUAGUAGACGCAAUGUUUUUCUUCUUGUUCAUUAAAUGGAUGAGAGGCAAGCAAUAAAUGGAGCAAUUUCAAUGUCCUA
Macrosteles quadrilineatus (aster leafhopper) is the source of this 1743-nucleotide messenger RNA. Its product is annotated as hexokinase-1-like. Bases 23 to 1447 code for a protein of 474 amino acids. Gene Ontology annotation, biological process: glucose 6-phosphate metabolic process; intracellular glucose homeostasis; glycolytic process. The record is from RefSeq and is a predicted model, not a curated record. The transcript has 11 exons. Gene Ontology annotation, cellular component: mitochondrion; cytosol. Gene Ontology annotation, molecular function: fructokinase activity; ATP binding; mannokinase activity. Lineage: Eukaryota; Metazoa; Arthropoda; Insecta; Hemiptera; Cicadellidae.